This is a messenger RNA of Penicillium odoratum, 1602 nucleotides long. RefSeq lists its product as uncharacterized. Bases 1 to 1602 code for a protein of 533 amino acids. The transcript is spliced from 2 exons. Gene Ontology annotation, molecular function: protein dimerization activity. Lineage: Eukaryota; Fungi; Ascomycota; Eurotiomycetes; Eurotiales; Aspergillaceae. The record is from RefSeq and is a predicted model, not a curated record.
AUGAACAUCCAAGAGACUAUCCAGUCGCAAAGCCAAUCAGAUACCUUGAUUUUCCGAGUUCCAUGUAUUGCGCAUGUGAUUCAAUUAAGCUUGAAUGAGCUUCUUGGGAAGCUAAAGGUGACACCACCUAACAAAGAGAUUGAACUAGAGUGGUCUGAUGAGCGGACCCAUUCAUUUCAGACCAAAAGAUCUAGCUCAACUCGGCAAAUUGCAGAUACCUUAAAGAAGAUCCGAGGUCUUGCGGUCUUCAUCAAUGCAAGCCCACAACGCCGGGAGGCAUUUAUGGCUCUACAAACUAAGGAGCCUCGUUUAGUUCCUGUUCAAGAUGUCCAAACCCGAUGGAACUCGACCUUUAUCAUGCUGAAUCGGGCCAAAAGGCUACAACCAUUCUAUGAUCAGUAUUGUAUAGACCAUCAGUAUCUUCACUUCAAACUUGAUCAAGAAGAGUGGCGACAGAUUGAAUACCUUCUUCUUCUCACAAAGCCUUUCUUCGACUUCACAAAUAUGUUGUCUAAGACUAAGGAUGUUACUACACAUAACAUCUAUAGUAUUUACAACAAGCUUUUCUCUCAUCUUGAUGAAGCUGAGAGUAAGUUGAAGAAUAAAGGUGUUGUCUGGAAGAAGCACAUGCUCGAAGCUCUUCAGACUGCUAAACGGAAGCUCUCAAAGUACUACACUGCGACCGAUUAUGAAUCAUAUGGUGAUGUCUAUGCACUCGCGACAAUCCUUUGCCCAUCAAAAAAACUUCGAUAUUUUGCAUCAUCAGACUGGCAAGGUGAAAUUAACUAUGUUGAUCACUAUCAUGGAGUUCUUAAGCGAGAGUUUGAUCGAUAUAAAGAGACACUUCACCAUGAUUCAAACAAUACAGUCUUACAAGAUACCACUAAAGAGGCCCUGGAUGAUGAUUAUGGUGAUCUUGAUGCUGCUUGUGCUUCUCAGAGCCAGCCACAGCAUAGGCUCUCAAAGCCCGAAGAUGAUGAGAUUGCGAGGUAUCUUGCCCGCGGGAUCGAGGGUCAGAAGCCUAGAGCAUUCUGGAAAGACCAUGAGCAUGAGUUUCCUAUUCUUGCGAGGAUAGCACGGGAUAAUCUCUCAAUCCCAGCUAGUGGCGCAGGCGUUGAGCGAUUAUUUAAUUGCGCUCGCGAUAUGUGCCACUAUCGUCGCGGGCGAUUGAAACCAAGUACCAUCCGAGGACUGAUGCUUCAUCAAUUCGCCACUAACUUUGACGUUGAGCAGAAGGAGAUAGAGGUUAUCAAGGAGUAUCUAUCCAUUGGAGAAGCUGCGUUGUUAGAUCAAGCUUGGAAACCAAUGCCCCAGCUUGAAACACUUGAGCCAAUUAGUGAUAACGAAGAGGAGGAUCAAGAGCCUAGCAUAGAGGAUACACAACAGAUAGAGAGCUGCGAUGAUGAUUUGGGUAGUGGGAAGAAUAAUGAUCAAAGUAAGCAACUGCAGCGCAAACGAUCAAAGAAACGAUCAUCCGAAUGUUUUGAUGACGAUGACGAUGACCUUCCAGAAAUGCCAAUAGAUGAGGGCAUGCAGGGACGGUCGGGGCGAAUUCGGAAGCAACCUAGGUUACCUGAUGGAUUUCAGAUUGAUUUAAGGUAG